This is a messenger RNA of Penicillium brevicompactum, 2811 nucleotides long. RefSeq names its product U4/U6-U5 snRNP complex subunit PRP6. The record is from RefSeq and is a predicted model, not a curated record. Gene Ontology annotation, molecular function: protein binding. The transcript has 2 exons. NCBI's taxonomy places the organism in Eukaryota, Fungi, Ascomycota, Eurotiomycetes, Eurotiales, Aspergillaceae. Gene Ontology annotation, cellular component: catalytic step 2 spliceosome; U4/U6 x U5 tri-snRNP complex. Gene Ontology annotation, biological process: mRNA splicing, via spliceosome; spliceosomal tri-snRNP complex assembly. The coding region runs from base 1 to 2811 and encodes 936 amino acids.
AUGGCGUCCGGACGAAAGGAUUUUCUGAGCCAGGCAGCGCCUGAGAACUACGUCGCCGGUCUCGGUCGUGGUGCGACAGGCUUCACCACUCGCUCCGAUCUUGGCCCGGCGCGCGAAGGUCCUACACCCGAACAAAUCCAAGCUGCCCUCACCAAAAGAGCUCAACAGCUCGGAGCUGCUGCGCCCACCGCCUACGGUAACAACUCGCGCGAAAAGGGUGGCAAAGAAGAUGAAAAGGAGGAGGAAGAUGAACGAUUCCAAGAUCCCGACAACGAGGUCGGACUCUUUGCCUACGGUCAAUUCGACCAGGAAGACGAUGAAGCGGAUCGCAUCUAUCAGGAGGUAGAUGAGAAGAUGGACAGGCGCCGGAAAGCUCGCAGGGAAGCUCGAGAGAAGGCCGAAAGAGAGGAUUUCGAACGCAAGAACCCGAAGAUCCAACAACAAUUCGCGGAUCUGAAACGAACACUCGCCUCCGUGUCCGAGGAUGACUGGGCCAACCUGCCGGAAGUCGGCGAUCUCACGGGAAAGAAUCGACGAGACAAGGAGAACAGCCGACAACGAUUUUACGCCGUCCCGGACAGUGUUCUCGCGGGCGCAAGAGACUCAGCUCAGUACGGAACGACGAUCGCCGAAGAUGGCACACAAACUAGCGCCGAGGGCUCAACGACAGAAGGCACCAUGACGAAUUUUGCAGACAUUGGUGCUGCGCGUGAUAAAGUCCUCCAGGUCAGGCUGGAUCAGGCUGCCUCAGGUGAAGCAACAUCGGGAAGCGCUACGAGCAUCGAUCCCACCGGUUACCUGACCAGCUUGGAAAGCUCUGUGAAACAGACUAAGACCGGCGAGAACGACGUGGGCGACAUUAAGCGAGUCCAGGUCCUGUUGGCGUCUGUCACCAAGACCAAUCCUAAACAUGCACCCGGCUGGAUUGCCCUUGCACGCAUUGAAGAGCUUGCUGGUCGCCUUGUCGCUGCCAGGGCUGCUAUGGCCAAAGGAUGUGAGCUUUGCCCCAAGAGUGAAGACGCAUGGAUGGAGAAUAUUCGUCUCAACGAGGGCCACAACGCCAAGGUCGUUGCAGCAAACGCCAUUAAGAACAACGAUCGAUCUACGAAACUCUGGAUUGCGGCUAUGCGAUUAGAAAACGAUCGAAAAUCCAAAAAGAACGUGUUAAGACAAGCCUUGUUGCACGUUCCCCAAUCCGUCCAAAUAUGGAAAGAGGCUGUGAACUUGGAAGAGGACCCUGCCGACGCCCGUCUAUUGCUGGCUAAGGCUGUUGAAAUGAUCCCCCUGUCAGUCGAGUUGUGGAUUGCCCUGGCUCGUCUCGAGACCCCUGAAAACGCACAAAAGGUAUUGAACGCUGCUCGCAAAGCCAUUCCCACCAGCUAUGAAAUCUGGAUCGGAGCAGCUCGACUGCAGGAGCAGAUGGGUACCUUUGAGAAGGUCAAUGUCAUGAAGCGCGCUAUUCAGUCAUUGGUUCGUGAAAAUGCCAUGUUGACACGAGAGGAAUGGAUCACGCAAGCCGAAAAGUGCGAAACAGACGGCUCCGUCCUUACUUGUGGUGCCAUCAUCCAAGAAACCCUUGGAUGGGGUUUGGACGAAGACGAUGAUCGAAAGGAGGUUUGGAUGGAAGACGCCAAAGCUAGCAUUGCCCGUGGAAAGUAUGAAACCGCGCGGGCCAUCUACGCUUACGCCCUCCGUGUCUUCGUCAACCGCCGGUCAAUUUGGAUCGCAGCAGCCGACCUGGAGCGCAACCACGGCACAAAAGAAGGGCUUUGGCAGGUUCUUGAGAAGGCCGUCGAAGCCUGCCCUCAAAGUGAGCAACUUUGGCUCCAGCUUGCCAAGGAGAAAUGGCAGUCCGGGGAGAUUGACGAUGCUCGACGUGUCCUUGGCCGUGCUUUCAACCAAAAUCCCAACAACGAAGAUAUUUGGCUCGCGGCCGUCAAGCUCGAAGCCGAUGCGCACCAAACCGACCAGGCUCGGGAACUCCUGGCCACCGCUCGUCGUGAAGCCGGCACUGAUCGCGUGUGGACCAAGAGCGUUGCUUAUGAGCGACAGCUUGGCAAUAUUGACGAAGCUUUGGACUUGGUCAACCAAGGUCUACAAUUAUUCCCCAAUGGCGACAAGCUAUGGAUGAUGAAGGGACAGCUAUACGAAUCACAGAACAAAAUUCCCCAGGCGCGCGAGGCAUACGGAACGGGCACCCGGGCCUGUCCCAAGUCACCCGCGUUGUGGCUGCUCGCUGCGCGACUCGAAGAAAAGGCCGGUGUGAUCGUUCGCGCCCGUUCCCUCCUAGACCGGGCUCGUCUGGCCAUUCCAAAGAACCCCGAGCUCUGGCUCGAAAGUGUACGCAUCGAACGCCGUGCCAAGAACAUGUCUCAGGCUAAGACUCUGGCUGCGCGUGCUCUGCAAGAAGUCCCCACCUCAGGUCUAUUGUGGAGCGAGAGGAUCUGGCAUCUUGAGCCACGCUCACAACGCAAGGCUCGUGGUCUGGAGGCCAUGAGGAAGUGUGAUAAUGAUCCAGUGCUGCUCAUUGCUAUUGCGCGCGUCUUCUGGGCUGAGCGUAACUUGGAAAAGACCAUGACAUGGUUCGAGAAGGCAAUCGUGUCAGACAGCGACUAUGGUGAUGGUUGGGCUUAUUACUACAAUUUCCUUAUGGAAUACGGUACCGAGGAAAAACGAGCAGACGUUGUGACGAAGUGCGUCACAGUGGAACCCAAGCAUGGUGAGGUGUGGCAGUCCAUUUCUAAGGAUCCGGCCAACACAUACAAAACCACCGAGGAGAUUCUCCACAUGGUUGCCAACCAGCUCAAAUAG